Adelges cooleyi (spruce gall adelgid) is the source of this 472-nucleotide messenger RNA. RefSeq lists its product as uncharacterized. The record is from RefSeq and is a predicted model, not a curated record. The transcript has 3 exons. The coding region runs from base 31 to 411 and encodes 126 amino acids. NCBI's taxonomy places the organism in Eukaryota, Metazoa, Arthropoda, Insecta, Hemiptera, Adelgidae.
UUGGAUACCCAUACAACGUUACCAUCGCAAAUGACUUAUUUUAAUCUUUUUUUAGAUUAUUCAACUAAUCCUGAAGAGAAAACGUCUUUUGUUGUGUUCGACACGAACUAUGAAUCCUAUGCGGGUGUAUACGUAUGCUCAAAAACGCCCACUGGCUUCACACAUUAUAUAGCCAUUGUGUCCAGAUCAUCAGUGGACUUUGACAAAGAAAACAUAAAUAAAUUGCUCGUACGUUUACAUGAUGGUCAUAUUUCACCAGCUGAUUUCAGACUCAAUCACGUUGACCACAGGGACUGUAACUAUGACAAUGUUAAUGAGAACAGUAAUGAUGAAAAUGUCAUUAACAAAGAUGGGAAAGUUUACGUUACUAUCAAAUGGAUACAUCACGCAAUCCCUUUACCGAAUCCUUAAGCAUGCGUUAAAAUCGAUUAAAUACUAAUAAAUUCUAAAGUUGUAUAGCAUGACAACGUAC